Nestor notabilis (Kea) is the source of this 1110-nucleotide messenger RNA. It is a transcript of the gene MANSC4, whose product is annotated as MANSC domain containing 4. The record is from RefSeq and is a predicted model, not a curated record. NCBI's taxonomy places the organism in Eukaryota, Metazoa, Chordata, Aves, Psittaciformes, Psittacidae. The transcript has 3 exons.
AUGCUGGUCCAAGCUUUAGUGCAUCCAUAAAGAAGAAAGAGCACCGAAUAAGCCCAUUACGUUGAAGAAAUGGUUCUGCUGGUGUCAGUAGCAGCAGUGCUGUUGGUUCUGGGUUUGGCUGUGGAAUCAGACUCUCUCUGCUCACCCACUACCUUUUACAAGAACUGCUGGAUCCGACGCUUCCCAGGUCUUCUGAUCGACCUGCAGGAGUCGCAGAAGAGGGGAGCCCAGGUGCUGAAGAUUUAUGAAGAAGUCUCACCCCUGCAGUGCAGCAGAACCUGCUGCCUUCUGAGGAAUGUUUCCUGCAAUCUAGCAAUUUUCUACCAUGGAACUAUUCAUGAGAAUAUGAAUUGCCUGCACAUAUCUUGCCCAGCUUUGGAAAGCUGCAUACUAAAGGCUAAAAUCAAUGUCAUUUUGUACAACAUCACAACAGGGAUUGAUCCAGAUCUUCUUAUUUUUGAAAAACUGACAUCCAAAGAGCCAAAUAUUCACUCCUCACCAAGUAAAUAUGAAAGGCAAAACAGCACAAAGACCACCGAGUGGGAAAGAUGCCAGCAUCAUAAUGCCACAUUGAGUUCUCUUCUGCUCCAAGCUCCGUCUUCUACCGCUAGCCAUGGAUUAACAGCAAACACUUACACCUCCAGCACAAGACUGACAGUCCAAAACACUGAAGUUACUACUUAUUCCAAGGCAGAAACUUUUCUACCAGAUGAUAAUUUUACUAAGAGGACAAGCACUUCAGUAAGCACUAAGUCAAUCACCAGCUCAGACAAGAAGCCUGUACAUUCAACUUUGAUAUCCAAGUCUGCUGAGGUACUAUCGCACAUGCCCACUCCUCCUCGCCUGAACAGCAGUAAACAACACUUAAAUGAAACCAAAGGCUACAGUGGUAGGAAUUACACUUUGGAUGAGGCACCUGCAUGGGAAGCUGCAGCUUUGGGUUUCUGGUUGAUUCCUGUUAUUCUUUGCUCUUCUCUCAUAUUCCUUUGUUGUUGUACUGUUGCUUUCACAGCAGGGCGUUGCAGCAACAGGAGGGGUCAGUAUAAGCCCAUAAGGAGAAGAAGAACAAUGUCGACACAAUUUAUAAAAAAUGCUACUGGUAAUUUGUAA